UAGUGAAAUAUGAAAAAAAAAAAUCUUAAAAAAAAAAAAAAAAAAAAAAAUAUGAAGAAUAAAGGUUCCAAGGGAGCAGGGUUCAAUGGGUCCCAAACAGGAACAAUAAAGAAAUUUACAUCAUAUGGAAAUAUUACGCCAGAAAGGGCCCAAGUCGCAAGCGCAAAAGGGGAAAUGGACACUAGCUUAGGAAACAGUCCUAGAUUAUCAUUGGGCAUGAAUAGCAGUUGUAGCCAACAAAUAGUGGAUGGCUCGGGAAAAAAAGAAUCUGAUGGUGAACUACAAGUACCAAAUAAGAAGGAGAUGAUAGAAAUGUUUCAAAAUUUGGAAAAACCGAUAAAAUAUGAAAUGACAGCUAUCCGAAAU
Molecule: messenger RNA, 366 nt
Organism: Staurois parvus
Lineage: Eukaryota; Metazoa; Chordata; Amphibia; Anura; Ranidae
Source: the annotation of a GenBank genome assembly